AUGGAGUGGUUGCGGGCGGCGGCCGCGUAUCUGUGGAACUUUCGCUACCUGCCCAUGAAAUACCGGUGGCCCCUGAUCAAGCUCCGACGCCGCCUCUUCCCGUCGCAGUCGCCGCUGGGCCUGCGCCGCUCCGUGCGCUACGCGCGGGACAUCCGGUACCCGCCGCUGCGGAGCCCAGUCCUCUUCGUCCUGGAGCUGCUAUGGCCGUUCCCAGCGUGGAAGUUUGCCGCCGAGCUUCCACCGCCGCCGCGGCGCGUCGACCCGGACGCGGUGGACCGCCGCGCGCACGACCUCCAGCUGCUCCGCAUUAUGCCGCUCUGGCGCAGCCGCGAUACGCCGCUGCGCGCCCUGUACCGCAUAUACGAGGCGGUGUGCGCGAGGGACGGGAACCUCAUCGCGUCCGAGACGCAGUACUUUUGGCGGCAGACGGGCUGGCCCACGGCUGGCAUUCCAGAACCGCCGGCGUGCGAGAACGAGGAGCAGUACGCCGUCAUGGCUGCGACGGCCGAGACUCUUGUUGACUGCUUUAAUUGGAGGCUGCAGCUAGGAUUACGGCGCAAUGAUGGCUCGUUUACAAAUAGAUAUGAGGAACCGCCCCCGACUUCUCCUGAAGCGUAUCCGUCGUGGACAUCAACCGCGGGGAAGCUCCCAGAGAAAUUAAUCCUCGGCACACGUACCACUUAUAUGGAAAGUCCAUUUCACCGGCGCAACAUUUAUAUAGCGACUGGCGACUUUUACUCUGUGUAA
Messenger RNA from Beauveria bassiana ARSEF 2860, 747 nucleotides. Its product is annotated as DNA-binding protein. Lineage: Eukaryota; Fungi; Ascomycota; Sordariomycetes; Hypocreales; Cordycipitaceae. The coding region runs from base 1 to 747 and encodes 248 amino acids. The record is from RefSeq and is a predicted model, not a curated record. The transcript has a single exon.